This is a messenger RNA of Cannabis sativa, 3000 nucleotides long. RefSeq lists its product as uncharacterized. NCBI's taxonomy places the organism in Eukaryota, Viridiplantae, Streptophyta, Magnoliopsida, Rosales, Cannabaceae. The transcript has a single exon. The record is from RefSeq and is a predicted model, not a curated record. Gene Ontology annotation, molecular function: nucleic acid binding; RNA-DNA hybrid ribonuclease activity. The coding region runs from base 1 to 3000 and encodes 999 amino acids.
AUGACUGAUGUCAUUACUUCCUAUUUUGGUGCUUUGUUCUCUGCAACAACUGUUAACGCUGAAGCUUUGCAACAUGUUCUUGCUGCAAUUCCAACCUCAGUCACGGCUGAAAUGAAUAACUCUCUCGUUAAACCGUUCACCAGUGAUGAAAUCUACAAUGCACUUAAGACAAUCAAUCCAGAUAAAAGCCCCGGUUGCGAUGGAAUGUCGGCAAUGUUCUAUCACAAUUAUUGGUCUAUUGUGGGAGAUGUGGUCACUAAAGUGGUACUUGGUAUUUUGAAUGAGGGAUGUAGUAUGGAAUCAAUUAAUAAGUCUCUAAUCACUCUUAUUCCGAAGAUUAAGUCACCAAAGGGAAUGGGAGAUUUUCGCCCAAUCAGUUUGUGCAAUGUCAUAUACAAAAUCAUUUCUAAGGCGCUUGCUCUCAGAUUUAAGGAGGUUUUACCGGCUGUUAUUUCAGAAACACAAAGUGCUUUUCUCUCCAAUCGACUUAUAACUGACAAUAUUCUUGUUGCUUUUGAAUUGAUACAUCAUUUAAAGCAUAAGACAAGGGGAAAUAGAGGUUAUUCGGCUCUCAAGUUGGAUAUGAGCAAAGCUUUUGAUCGAGUGGAGUGGUUCUAUAUUCAAGAGGUAAUGCUAAAAAUGGGCUUUCAUAGUACAUGGGUUUCCUUAAUCAUGGGAUGUCUAAGCUCCACUAGUUUCUCUUUCAUGUUAAAUGGUGAAGAAGUGGGACAUGUUAAGCCUACUCGGGGGCUUCGGCAAGGAGAUCCUUUGUCCCCGUACUUGUUUUUGAUUUGUUCUGAAGGACUCUCCAGACUUCUACAUAGUGAAGAGGAAAAUCAUAACCUUCGUGGACUUAAGCUCACAAGACAUGCUCCCUCCAUUUCACAUCUGCUCUUUGCAGAUGAUAGUCUCCUCUUCUGUGAAGCUACAAACAGUUCAGCAAUUGCCAUUAAGAAAGUUUUGGACAUUUAUCAUGAAGCAUCUGGUCAAUUGCUUAACACAGCGAAGUCUGUCAUGUCUUUUUCACCCAACACCUUGCAAUCAGCUCAGAAUUUUUUCCACCAAACACUAGGUAUGCCAAUAAGUGAUUGCCAUGAACGUUACCUUGGUUUACCUGCUUUUUCGGAGCGAGAUAAGAAAGAGAUGUUCAGCGAUGUUAAAGAACGUAUUUGGCAGAAACUUCAUGCAUGGAAUGAAAAACUCUUCUCAGUUGGUGGUAAGGAAGUUCUUCUGAAGGCCGUUGUUCAAUCGAUUCCAACUUAUGCUAUGUCUUGUUUUCGGCUACCAACCACUUUUUGCACUCAAUUGGAAUCCAUGAUGGCCAAUUUCUGGUGGGGAUCAACUAAGGAUGGUUCAAAGAUUCAUUGGAAAAGUUGGAAAUUGCUUUGUAAGUCGAAAUUUGAAGGGGGUAUGGGAUUUCGCUCUUUUGUACACUUUAAUAAAGCCCUCCUUGCUAAACAAGCUUGGAGAAUAUUUGAAAUGCCCAAUUCUCUACUUAGCCGACUCUUAAAGCAUAGAUACUUUUCCAACAAUACUUUUUUGGAAGCAAGGCUUGGCCACUCACCCUCACUCACUUGGCAAGGAAUCCAUUGGGGACGUGAGCUUUUAAUAGAGGGCUUACGUUAUAAGAUUGGGAAUGGUUUUAAUGUGUUAGCUGGUGAAGACAAGUGGAUCCCUGGUAAUAAUGUUUUCACACCAGUAAGUUAUAAUGGCCCUCCAAAUCUGCCCGUUUCCUAUUUCAUAACAGAGCAAAGAGAGUGGAAUUUGUCUCUUCUUUGUGAACACUUCCAGCCGAUUGAUGUAGAUAGAAUAGUCUCCAUUCCUUUAUGUUAUUUUCCUAGCAAUGACCGUUAUAUUUGGCAUCAUACAACGACUGGUAUGUACACAGUCAAUUCGGGGUUCCAUUUAGCAGAAAAUUUGGCAAUAGGGCAUGAAUCAAGUGGUUCUGCAACUCAUUCUGAGUGGUGGAAACAUUUUUGGAAUCUAACUUUGCCAUCUAAGAUCAAGAUUUUUGCUUGGAGAGUGUUGCAAAAUGCUUUACCUGUUGCUACUGCACUAAGCCAAAGGAAGGUGAUUAACUCUGCUACAUGUUCUUUAUGCAACAAUGCAUGGGAAUCAAUUGGGCAUGCUAUGUUUAAUUGUACUACUGCUAGAAAAGUUUGGAGGGAAACAAAGUUCACCAUAGAUCAUUCAAAUGCACACAAUAUGGAUAAUGGUGAUUAUUUAAUCCAUUUAUCAACAUUACACUCAAAACAAGACUUUGAAUUACUUGUUUGCACAAUGUGGGCAAUUUGGCAUAAUCGAAAUAAAGUCACACAUGGAGGUGUCUCACGCCCCAGCCAUGCCAUUGCUUCUUUUGCUGUUACACACUUGGAGAGGUUUAUUAAUAGCAAAACAAAACAACAUCAAGGAUCGGCUAGCAUUGUAACUUCAGCGACUGUUUCUACAAGUUCACUCGCACCAGAAAUUGCACCAGUAGAUAGACUGCAACAAAAUAAUACACGACAUUCUUCAUGGCUGCCACCAUCACCUACUGGUCUAAAAUUAAAUGUUGAUGCUGCUGUCAAUCAUGAGUUGAAAAUUCUGGGAAUAGGUGCUGUUAUACGAGAUCAUUUUGGUAAUGUUGUCGCUGCUCUUUCCAAGCCUGUUCAAGGUUGUUUUCGAUCGGAUGAGAUGGAGGCCAAGGCGCUAUUUCAUAGUCUCAAUUGGGUGAUGCAAAUGCCACUUUCACUUUCACAUAUAGAAACAGAUGCAUUGCGAGUUUCUUCGGCCCUAAAUUCUUCAUCACGAAACCUUUCUAGUUUUAAUGAUUUAAUUAUAGAUAUUAGCUGUCUUUUAUCCUUUUUCUCAGGAGUAACUAUUUCUCAUGUUAAGAGAAAUGCUAACCAAGCUGCACAUGGUUUAGCUAAGUAUGCUCUCGAGUUGGAUGAAGAUGUCUGUUGGAUGGGUGAAAUCCCAAAUCCUAUUUUCUCUGUUAUUGUAAACGAUUGCCAGUUUUAA